AUGGAUAGUGUUAGUUACGAGGAGAAACUAAGCUCCUACUUAAAGCAGGGUGGUAAGUCAUUCAAGGGUAAAAUGAACGAAAAUGGUUUUGCCAGUGUGAACUCAAAUGGGCAGAAUUCCUCUCAUCAUUUACAUGACAGUGUUGAAAAACCGUCCUCAGGAUCUAGUUCUCAUAUGCCACAUGGAAGGAAAAGUAGAAAGCUUGGAAGGUGUACUUUGUUGGUUCGUGGUUCUAAACAGGGGGCAAACUCAGAAAGUGAUGGCUAUGUUCCAUAUACUGGAAAAAGAACAUUGCUUUCCUGGCUGAUUGACUCUGGAACUGUGCAGUUGAGCCAAAAGGUGCAGUAUAUGAAUCGUCGAAGGACUAAAGUAAUGCUGGAAGGUUGGAUUACAAGAGAUGGCAUUCACUGUGGUUGCUGUAGUAAAAUCCUAACAAUCUCAAAAUUUGAGAUUCAUGCGGGAAGCAAAUUGCGCCAGCCAUUUCAAAAUAUAUGUUUGGAUUCUGGGGUUUCCCUUCUGCAAUGUCAGAUAGAUGCAUGGAAUAGACAAGAGGAUAUUGAACGCAUCGGUUUCCACUCUGUACAAGUUGACGGUGAUGAUCCUGAUGAUGAUACUUGUGGCCUCUGUGGAGAUGGUGGGGAUUUGAUCUGUUGUGAUAGCUGUCCAUCAACAUUUCAUCAGAGCUGCUUGAAUAUACAGAUGCUUCCUCCAGGUGAUUGGCACUGUCCAAAUUGUACAUGCAAAUUUUGUGGGAUAGCAAGUGAGAAUGUUGCUGAAGAGGAUGAUACAACUGUUUCUGCACUGCUCACUUGCAGCCUCUGUGGAAAAAAAUGUCACAUAUCAUGUAGUCAGGAAAUGGAUGCUAGUCCUGCUGAUUCUCCUUGUUUAGGCUCUUCCUUCUGUGGACAGAAAUGCAGAGAGCUCUUUGAGAAUUUGAAGAAGUAUCUUGGGGUCAAACAUGAACUAGAAGCAGGAUUUUCAUGGACACUUGUUCAUAGAACAGAUGAAGAUCAAGGGUUUCCUCAAAGAGUCGAAAGCAAUUCUAAGCUCGCUGUUGCUUUGACUGUUAUGGAUGAAUGUUUUUUGCCUAUUGUUGACAGGAGGAGUGGGAUCAAUUUAAUUCAUAAUGUUCUUUAUAAUUGUGGAUCGAACUUCAAUCGGCUGAACUACGGUGGAUUCUACACCGCUAUCUUAGAGAGAGGUGAUGAAAUAAUUUCUGCGGCAUCUAUCAGGUUUCACGGUACAAAGUUAGCAGAGAUGCCAUUCAUUGGAACUCGUCACAUAUAUAGGCGACAAGGGAUGUGCCGUCGGCUUUUUUAUGCCAUUGAAUCGGCUCUAUGCUCUCUAAAGGUUGAGAAAUUGAUUAUCCCUGCAAUUGCGGAACUCAUGCAUACAUGGACAGAAGUUUUUGGUUUUAUUUCUAUUGAGGAAUCGUUCAAGCAAGAAAUGAGGUCGAUGAAUAUGUUAGUGUUCCCUGGUAUAGACAUGCUACAGAAGUUGUUAGCAGAUCAAGAAAAUGAGGGGAACAUGACAGCCAACACAGAUUUAAAGCAAGUGGAUUGCGAAGGCAAGGAUUGUAUAAAGCCUGGGGGCGGAAGGAAAUCAGACAUUGGUUCUCCGGCUAGUCUUGAUGGUCAUGGGUCUGAUGAAGCUGGUUUGCAUCCUAUCAAUGAAACAGUUGAUGAAGCUGCUGCUACGGAUUCUGGUUCACGACGUAUCCGUGUCUCCUUAAAUGAUACUCCUGUGAUGAGUGGUUCUUUAGAUGCUUCUGAUGAACGUAAAAAUUUAGAUUCCACUGAAAGGAGUAUAUCUUCUGACUCUGCUUCAGGGGCUGAAUUAGCUGGAUCUACUUUUGACAAGGAAUUCCCUCCUAUUAAUACAAGCCAUGAAGCUCUAGAGACAGAAAAUAAACCAGCUCUGGAUUCUCCUGUUGAAGAUAAAAUGCAGUCUACCUCUCAGGGGGCUGGUGCUUCUUUAAAUAACACUUCCAUGUUGAGUAGUAGGUCGUCAGAUGCUUCUAAUGAACGUAACAUUCAGGUUUCAAACAAGGGAACUACAUCUUCUGACUCUGAUUCAGAAACCAAGUCAGCAGAAUACGCUUCUGAUGCAAAAUGCCAGUCUCACCCUGAUACAGGCCACGAUAAAAAAGUGGAAAUAGAAUCCAUUUUGGAUUCUUCUCUGAAAGAAAACUCUUCAAAGUCUUUGGAAGAAGGUGCUUUGGAUGAUUCCUGCGAAGAUGAUUCCCAUGAAGAGAAUGUUGAUGUUGCCUGUCUUGAGCCUAUUAACUCUUCAGGAGAAACUUUUGCGAAGAACACCCCGGAGGAAGCUAAUGGAAAUCAAGAUUCCAGUUUCUGUGAUGCUAAUGAGAGUUCCUUGCCAAAUAAAUGUGAUUUGGAUAUUCAGUUUGAUCGUGAGACUAAAAACGAAUCAUGCGUGGCUUCAGAAGUUGCUUCCGAUGCAAUGGAUUGUGAAAAGAGCCUUCCUCAAGUAUCUAGUGAUGGUUCCAGGACUGAUUCCGGGAAGGCUGAAUCUGGUUCUGUUUGA
Messenger RNA from Prunus armeniaca (apricot), 2544 nucleotides. Lineage: Eukaryota; Viridiplantae; Streptophyta; Magnoliopsida; Rosales; Rosaceae. The record is from the annotation of a GenBank genome assembly.